CCUAAAGGUCAUUACAUAAAUAUAGAACAUCAACACAAAGGAAAUCAACUUAUCCACGGUCGCCAACAUCGCUACUUUUCCCUGAUUCGUCUAAAACAGCUUCUUAAAGCCAAUUACCGUCCGAAAGUGCUCCACUAUUGUUUAAAUAAAUUGCGUUAUUAACAAUAGCCCGUAAAAUUUAAACAUCGUUCCGCAAUUGUUGUUUAAUUCGCGCUAGUUUCGAAUUUUCGUCUCGCUGGGUUGGCAAUGGCACAGCUUGACAUUCAUUUGUGUAUACAAGCCAGUUAACGUCAGAAAAGUCGCUCUAGGACCCUCGUAACUUUCAUUAAAAAAGUAAUUUCCCAGUGUUGUGCAUUCUCAGUGUUUAAAAAAUGUUCGAUUCGUCGUUAUCUGAACACUAGCUAAAGUGAAACCCCGUGAAAUCCUUGUUUGGUGUCAACAAAUAGUGGACUCGCCCAUUUUCGCUCCCAAAGCUAGCGUAAAAACUCGAAAACCCCACAGACUCGGCUCGAAUAGUGUUUUUCUUUUAAUUUCCACCGCAAAUUGUAAUGUGCCCAAAUCAUUUAUUGCGGAAAUCGGUGAAGCGCACUUUGGUCCCGUCGUAUAGUUUGGUCCACUCGAAAAGAAAAGGAAUAUUCAUACAUCCCACAGCAAUGUUCAAAAACUUUUCGAGAGUCAGUGUCUUAAAUCCGAUAUCGACGAAAUAAACACAUAUCCGUCUACAGUACAAACGUUGUGUAUAAAUCACCAUGAAACUUCUCGAGAGUACAAGAUUCGAAGCCAUCAACAACCUGCUUACAAUCCAGACCGGGGACAGCCAGAUCAUCGGUCGCAUAGAAAGCUACUCGUGCAAGAUGGCCGGGGCGGACAAGGCGCUCUACAAGCGCUUCAACCCCGAGGGGGUGCACCCAAAUGACUUGCAGGCAUUGUCGCCCCCUGAGGGGGUCUCUCCUGGCCAUUCGCAGUACAGCAGGAGCGUCUCGGGGGAUGAGGAAGGACCCCUUUGCGACACGAUCAGUCGCAAGACUUUGUUCUACCUCAUCGCCACGCUGAAUUCGGCUUUCCCCGAUUAUGAUUUUAUGGAUGUGAAGAGCCACGAGUUCAGUAAGGAGCCUUCUCGCCAGUGGGUCGAAAACGCGAUCGAUUCGAAUUUGUUCGCCACCGCCGGCGAGCAGUACCGGGGCUUGGGCACGUCCCUGUGGUCGGCAAUCAACGACGAAAUCUCCCUCGAAGAUUGCGACAUCUACUCGUACAACCCAGAUCUGGCAUCCGACCCGUUCGGCGAAGACGGCUGUCUUUGGAGCUUCAAUUAUUUUUUCUACAACAAGCGACUGAAACGUAUCGUUUUCUUCACGUGCAGAGCAGUAAAUCCGUUCAACAUGGAUUGCGGUUACGCAACCGAUUUCAUCAUGGAUGAAGUAGAUAUCGCUUAUUAGGUCACCCAGUGUCCGUCGAUGUAAUUUUAAUGUGUUCAGGUUAUUUCCCGGUGUUUUAGAUGUUCGUUCGUACUAUUUCGGUUACUAUUUAGUAGUUUUGGUGAGAGCAAAAGUACAAAAUCUUUUUAAAAGUCGUUAUUUUGGAAUUUCUAGGUUAAGGUCACAGAGGAUUGUUGUGGUAUUAUUUUUAUUACUAUGUAAUCGCAAGGCUUUAGAGUAGUGUUAGUAAGAUAGAUUUUUAUUGAAAUUUAUUUUUGGUUACAGGUAUUGUUCGAUCUCACACCAUUAAUAUGACUCAAACACGUCUAGUUAUUAAUGCAAUAUUGUACAAACUACAAGUUUCACUUAUUUUUAGUACUAAAAUGUAUAGAAUUAUGUAUAUGUAUCUAUUUUCUAAAAAGGCACCGUUUGCUUGGAGUUCAAAGUUUAUUUCCAAGUGCCAUUCUGAUAGUGAGUUAAUUAUAUUGUAUGAUCUGAUCAACAUGUUAUUUAGUCAGUUAA
Zophobas morio is the source of this 1937-nucleotide messenger RNA. It is a transcript of the gene Maf1, whose product is annotated as repressor of RNA polymerase III transcription MAF1 homolog. Gene Ontology annotation, cellular component: nucleus. The record is from RefSeq and is a predicted model, not a curated record. The coding region runs from base 750 to 1436 and encodes 228 amino acids. NCBI's taxonomy places the organism in Eukaryota, Metazoa, Arthropoda, Insecta, Coleoptera, Tenebrionidae. Gene Ontology annotation, biological process: negative regulation of transcription by RNA polymerase III. Gene Ontology annotation, molecular function: RNA polymerase III core binding. The transcript has 3 exons.